AUGUCUACUCGGAAAGCGGCUUUGACAUUGGGGACGGUUGUCUGUCUCUCCGCACUCACUGUAUGGGGAGUACAUUACCAACAAGAGGCCGAGAGAGAGUCCAUGUACCAAGGUGUUUUGCGAGACGACGUCCGAAGACGAGAGAAGAUGCUCCAGCGCCAACUCGACCUAGAGGAAUCGAAGAAGAAACGCGAGAUCUACGAACGCGCGCAGAAGGUCGACCCAGACUCAUUACAAUGA
This is a messenger RNA of Schizophyllum commune H4-8, 240 nucleotides long. RefSeq lists its product as uncharacterized. NCBI's taxonomy places the organism in Eukaryota, Fungi, Basidiomycota, Agaricomycetes, Agaricales, Schizophyllaceae. The record is from RefSeq and is a predicted model, not a curated record. The transcript is spliced from 3 exons. Gene Ontology annotation, cellular component: mitochondrion. Gene Ontology annotation, biological process: mitochondrial respiratory chain complex IV assembly. Bases 1 to 240 code for a protein of 79 amino acids.